AAUCCUAGCUACGCGCGACCGCGUCCACGACCAGUGUCAGGGUUGAUCGAACGAUCCUCGCCCAACGAUCCGUGAUUGGCAAUCGCGAAAAAGGGACGCGAGUGCUCGCGUAGGUAUACGCGGACCAGAUUUUUCGUUUCACACGCGCGUCCUUCGUCCUCGUCGGCUAAUCGUGAGCGACAGCUUGCAGCGUUUCGGAACGGUAUCAGCUAAUUUGUCAACGUGAAAGACGCUGCCGAUCGUUCACAGCGCGGAUUAUUCAUCCAUCGAAAGGACAACGCCGACAGACUAUGAAUAAUAGUCAAUCGAAUAUAACGACCACUUGCGAGUCGAAGAAUCGCGAUACGCAGUCACCGAUAACCCUAUCGUCGGAGGCUGAUGGAAAAGACUACCCGUUGUCGCCUCGAGGAAGAAUGUCGCAUCCACGGAGACAAAGCAUGUCCUUGACUGCCGUUAUCAACCAUCGACGGGGCCUUCUGGGCGCGUUGAUUUCAGGGAUAGGCAGCAACAUGUCGCUGCCGUCCUGCAUGCCGCAGGAUCACGAAUUUUUAACCGGUCAAAUGGUAGGAUACAAAACGCCCCUGUUAAACAAUCAUCCGGAGAAAUACGAUCACGAGGCGCAAAAGCAGCGACCCAAUUUCCUACCAUUGUCACCUGUCAGCCCCGCUUACGUGCCCGUGAACGCGCUAGAUCCGGCCAGAGCCAAGCAACAGAUGAUCGAGCAAAUGCCACGGAUCACGGAGAAGAGAAAGUGCCACGCGGAAAUGGUGUCCAUCAUGAGUAGCCUGUACGCCAAGCUGUUGAUCGUGAUCGGACUAGCGGUGCCGAUCACGGCCAGCGUCACCGAGAGAGUUCCAGCAUCUUUGAAACAGGGCUUCUAUUUGUAUCUGUACCUGGUGAGCGUGACGUUCGUGAUCUCGAUGCACGUGUUCGUGCUGCGGGACAAAGCGGUGUGGAAUCGGAGGGGAAAAAACGAGAAGGAGCAAAUGUACAAAUUGGACGAGAACGGGGAUCGCGUGAACCAGUGUCAGACGCAACAGUACGGCAGCUUUUGUCUGAGACUCGGCGCGGUGGGAUUUGGCGCUGGCUCGUUGGUAUUUACGGGAUUGCAAAUUGGGGCGGAAAUAGCUUCCGGCCCGUUCAGGGCGAUUACACCGGGUGCCAGGCUGCUGCUAGUCACGGCUCAGAUGCACUUUAUAUUUCUGAACAGUAAAAGUCUCAGCCUGGCCAAGCACACUGCCCUCGCGAAGUUAGGCCUGAUGCACAUGAUCGCGACCAACCUCUGCGAGUGGCUGCAGGCGUUGGUCGAGGAAACGCAACACGAGAUCGAUCAGCUGGGCCACACGCACGACGACGAAGCCGGGAUCCUCGCGUCGCUGCUCAGAGACGCCAGCCCGUUCCUUUUCCCGUGCACAAUUGAAUUCAGUUUAAUUUGCGCGGUGAUACUGUUCGAGAUGUGGAAGAGGGUGGACGAGAAGAAGGAUGCAAAUAGCGAGACCCCGUCGAGAUCUUCGUAUCACCUUAGCAUAGAUUGCAGUAGCUCUCACAGAGGUCUCUUCGGCGGGAUCAUGGUCGUCGCCGCGACGAUAUUGAGCUUGAUCAUGUUCUUCGUGCUGAAGGAGGCCAAGAUGAAGAUCGCGAUCGUGCAGGUCACCGCGUUGGACGCGACCAUACUCGUGUUGGGUAUGAUCGCCUCGGUCGCUGGGACGUCCAAGUUGGAAGCGUUGCAGCAGAAGAUUAUCAAGCCAUCGGACUUGGAUACGACCUUGUUGGCCGCGGCUCAAGCCGGGGUCUAUCUGCAUUGUCUGUUCGGGGUGGUCGGUGAUGUAUUGACAAUGGGCCCGACUUGGGUGUUAUCUCUGAUCACGGAUUUGUUGGCUUUGGUGCAGAGCACGAGCCAAACGUUGCUCAUCAAAAUCGCGUGGGGAAGACGUUGCUCGAGGAACAACAAGCCUGGCAAGGAACUCAUCACCUUCCUGAUCGUCGUCAACAUCGCCCUGUGGACGGUGAACACUCUGGAGAAGUCUCGGGCAGGGGUACGUCCGGAUCAUCUGCGAUUCUUCGGCGUCUGGGCAUGGACGAUCAUCACGCACGUGUCCAUGCCGCUGGCUAUAUUCUAUCGGUUUCAUUCCGCCAUAUGCCUGUUCGAGAUAUGGAAGACGUGCUACAAGAGCAGGUCCAGCAGUAUGGUUCAAAACCCUUACUGAUUGUACGUCGUAUUCGAACGAUGACUUUACAUAGUACGGUGAUUUUAAUAAAAUUGUUAU
This is a messenger RNA of Eufriesea mexicana, 2267 nucleotides long. Its product is annotated as otopetrin-3. Bases 291 to 2207 code for a protein of 638 amino acids. Gene Ontology annotation, biological process: proton transmembrane transport. Gene Ontology annotation, molecular function: proton channel activity. The record is from RefSeq and is a predicted model, not a curated record. Gene Ontology annotation, cellular component: membrane. The transcript is spliced from 11 exons. NCBI's taxonomy places the organism in Eukaryota, Metazoa, Arthropoda, Insecta, Hymenoptera, Apidae.